This is a messenger RNA of Sphaeramia orbicularis (orbiculate cardinalfish), 2040 nucleotides long. Its product is annotated as cilia- and flagella-associated protein 251-like. The coding region runs from base 262 to 1524 and encodes 420 amino acids. Gene Ontology annotation, molecular function: calcium ion binding. The transcript has 6 exons. Lineage: Eukaryota; Metazoa; Chordata; Actinopteri; Kurtiformes; Apogonidae. The record is from RefSeq and is a predicted model, not a curated record.
UUUGUUUCCACUGUGUCCUCUGUGUUCCCUGUGCUCUGUCUGUCCCAGGAACUCGGGCCUUCUCGCCCCCUUUUUCUCCUGCAGCCUGAAGCGACAGCCUUGAAUAAUCUCCCUGAACUGCCUUCAGGGAAACCUUUCCGUGUGGAUUUAUAAAAGUAAAAAAAAAAAAAAAAAAACCUCUUAGAAGAACAGAAAAAGAAGAGAAACAGCUGUCAAGUGUGGACUAGCAGUUGAGGGGAAGUUCUCGAGUUGUUCUUCAAGAUGGCACAUGUGAAAGGCUGGGUCCUCGGGCUCCUGCUGGUGCUUCUGUCCCCACUCCAGGCCCCACUCUGCACCGUGGCAAGUGCAGACGCCGAGAACGACGUCCACACCAGGUAUGUAGAGGAAGUCAUGGCAGAUGAGGGUGAGAACCUGGAGGGUGAUGACGGUGCUGGUGAGGAAGGAGAUGGGGGUGAGGAAGAUGAGGCUAAUGAAGAGGAAGAUGGGGAAGAAGAGGAGGAAGAGGAAGCUGAGGAGGAGGUAGAGGAGGCUGAGGAGGAGGAAGAGGCUGCAGAGGAGGCUGAGGAGGAGGAGGAGGAGGCUGAAGAGGAGGAAGAGGAGGCUGAGGAGGAGGAGGCUGAAGAGGAGGAAGAGGAGGCUGCAGAGGAGGAGGUAGAGGAGGCUGAGGAGGAAGAAGAGGCUGCAGAGGAGGAAGAGGAGGCUGAGGAGGAGGAGGCUGAAGAGGAGGAAGAGGAGGCUGAGGAGGAGGACGCUGCAGAGGAGGAGGAAGAGGAGGAGGAAGCUGCAGACGAGGAGGAAGAGGAGGCUGAGGAGGAGGACGCUGCUGCAGAGGAGGAGGCUGAGGAGGAGGAGGAAGCUGCAGAGGAGGAAGAGGAGGCUGAGGAGGAGGAAGCUGCAGAGGAGGAGGCUGCAGAGGAGGAAGAAGAGGCUGAGGAGGAGGAAGCUGCAGAGGAGGAAGAGGAAGAAGAGGCUGCAGAGGAGGAAGAGGAGGCUGAGGAGGAGGAGGCUGCAGAGGAGGAAGAGGAAGAAGAGGCUGCAGAGGAGGAAGAGGAGGCUGAGGAGGAGGAGGCUGCAGAGGAGGAAGAGGAGGAAGAGGCUGAGGAGGAGGAAGCUGCAGAGGAGGAAGCUGUUGAGGAGGAGGAGGAGGAGGAGGAGGAUGUGGAAGAGGAAGCAGAGGCCACAGAGGCAGAUGAGGAAGAAGAGGAGGAGGAGACAGUGGAGGCAGAGGAUGACGGAGAUGAUGCUGAAGAUAACGCCACAAUCGAAGAAGAGCCCGCUGCCGUUGAACUGCCACACUACAGCUCAGGCUCUCUGUGUAGCAUUUGCACCAUCUGUGAGCACUGCGCUACUAACUGUGACAACUGCCCCUGUGAAGAUGGAGAUGAGUCAGAUCAGUGUCAGCAGUGUCAAGAAUGUGCUUCCUGCUAUGUCUGUCCCAUCCUGUGUGAUACAAUUUGCACUCCAGGUGGUUUUGUCGAUGAAAUCACCGGCACCCUGUUUCAGACUGUUUCUUCUCUCCUCUGAGCGUCCAGGAGAUGGUGCUGUUCGACACCAUCCUUCAGUUGCAUCAGGCAGUCCAAGAUGGACGUAUUCACCUGCAAUAUGAAGCUUCAACAUCUACAGCUUGUCAGUGACUUUGACAGCUUUAAACCUUGAAUAGAAAUGUUUUAACUUAAGUUUUUUUUUGUUACAAUGAGACCUGAAAAAAGUCACUUUGAAAAGCCCUGUCUAAUUUCCCUUUAUUAAUGAACCACCAAUUGCACAUUUUUACUGCAACAUGACUGAACCAUCAAUACUUUUUGCUCUGUCUUUGUUUUUUUUUUUCUCUUUAUUUUGUAGGACCAUUGUUGUAAAAGUGUUUAGUUGAGCAAAAAUGUUUCUAGGCCAGUUUGUAUAAAUGCACUGGAAAGAAGAUGGAGAACGCUGCCGAUAUAUUACCACCCAUCAUUGUGGAUUACAGUGGGACGUCACAUUAUAGGUUCUUUGAUUUUGUUACAAUAAACACUUGGUAAUACAGUAACAACGUCUACAUUAUUGUGG